This is a messenger RNA of Didymella exigua CBS 183.55, 4501 nucleotides long. Its product is annotated as leptomycin B resistance protein pmd1. Bases 183 to 4256 code for a protein of 1357 amino acids. Gene Ontology annotation, molecular function: ATP hydrolysis activity; ABC-type transporter activity; ATP binding. NCBI's taxonomy places the organism in Eukaryota, Fungi, Ascomycota, Dothideomycetes, Pleosporales, Didymellaceae. Gene Ontology annotation, biological process: transmembrane transport. Gene Ontology annotation, cellular component: membrane. The record is from RefSeq and is a predicted model, not a curated record. The transcript has 10 exons.
GACAUCACGUAGCUGCCUUUGUUGUAAUCCCCGAUCAUCGCUGGUCACUGACAUGCGCCCGUCUUGACCGCCCUUGGGCUCGCACGCAAGUUACGUGUGUGUCUCACUCUUGGCGCUCGCGCACCAGUUUCUGGUCUCUUCUUCAACGCGCGUCUUCGCAUAGUUUCUGCCUGGGGCACUUGAUGACAAGCCUGAGUUUCUCAUGUUCUGACUGCAGUAUCAAUCCAGACAUGGCCGACACCAAGCCAUUACCUCUGUCCGCAAGCGCGGAAGGGGAGACUGCUGCGCUGCAAGCGCAGGUCGUUGACGCCGGCACAAUUGACAAAAACCAUGCCGCCAAGAGCGGCGAAAAGCCAGUGAACACAGCGUCACAGUCCAAGAGGGAUGCAGAUGCUGGCUUCAAAAACUACAUGCGCGUGUUCAAGUACGGGACGGCACUCGACUAUUUCCUCAUCGCACUAUGCUGCAUUACAUCGAUCGGCUCGGGCAUAGCGUACCCGCUGAUGAACAUUGUGUUUGGACAGCUCGUGGGAACCUUCACCGAGUACUUCCUUCCGGUUCCCACCGUCACAAGGGAUGAGUUCCAGGCGGACAUCAACAAGCUCACGCUAUACAUUGUAUACCUCUUUAUAGCGAAGUUCGUACUAACCUACGUGUCAAUGCUUUGCAUCCGCAUUAGCGGACUUCGCAUGUCUGCUGCUCUCCGCUUGGCAUAUCUACGUGCCCUGUUCGCUCAGCCUGUAGCCACAAUCGACACCAUUUCUCCCGGCAAAGUGUCGACCCGAAUCACAACUUCGUCCAACACCGUACAGGUUGCUAUCUCGCAGCACUUCGCCAUGCUCUUCCAGUCGCUCGCGUUCAUCAUCGGGCUAUAUGUCGUGUCGUUCGUCAAGGGCUGGCUCUUGACGCUGGUAGCUUCGGCAGCGCUGCCUUUCAUCCUGCUCGUGUACGGGUUGAUCGUCCCACCUUUUAUCAAGAUCCAGAAGUUGACUACGAAGCACCUCGAGGAUGCCUCAGCCGUGGCGUUUGAAAUGUUCUCGUCUGUUAGGGUCGUGGUGGCUUUUGGCGCUGAGGCUAAGCUCGCCAGGCAGUAUGAGCUUGAGGUUGUUAAGGCUGGAGAAAAUGAGAAGAAAGCUGCGCCCUUCUUGGGCCUCUUGAUGGCGCCGCAGAUGGCGGCUAUGUACGGCACGUUUGGUCUCACGUUUUGGUUUGGCAUCAGGCGCGCGUCCGAGGGACACGGUAAUGUUGGCGACAUCACGGUCGUUCUUUUCUCAGUGAUGAUGGCUGUCAUGAACAUCGGUCGAUUGGCAGGUCCGAUCAUGGCGAUUGUAAAAGCAGCCACGGCCGCACAUGAGCUGUUCGUUACUAUUGACGCACCACUACCGAAUAUUCUAGGUCUUAAAGAGCCUGAGGUUACAGCAGAUGCCGACAUUACUUUCAACAAUGUCGCUUUCUCCUACCCGAGCCGGCCGAACGUGCAGAUUCUGGAUGGUCUGGACCUCACGCUUCCCGCCGGCAAGGUCACUGCGAUAGUCGGGCCAUCUGGAUCCGGCAAAAGCACCAUAGUUAGUCUCAUCCAGCGAUGGUACGAGCUCGCAGGCACGGUAGCAAUCGAGAAGGUCGAAGCAUCGCCCGUUUCGCCGGUCGCAGACGAACAGCAGACUCAGAAGGCCAAGAAGUUCUGGCAACGGACACCAGACAGUGACAAGAACCCAAAGCCUGACAAUUUAUCAGACAAAGCAGAUAAGGAAGACGAGGUUGGUCUGGGCCAGAAUACCUGCACUGGUACCAUAACCAUUGGCCAGACCAACCUGCAAGAUGUCGACCUGAAGUGGUGGCGUUCCCAAGUUGGACUUGUACAACAGGAGCCAUUCCUCUUCAACGACACGCUUUUCAACAACGUUGCAUUUGGCCUGUGCGGGACAAACAUGCAAGACUUGUCGAAAGAGGAGAAGAUGAAGAUGGUCGAAGACGCAUGUCACGAGGCAUACGCUGAAGAGUUCAUCUCGAAGCUGCCCCAAGGGUAUGACACACUGGUAGGCGAGAGCGGCAUCAAACUCUCCGGUGGCCAACGUCAGCGCAUCGCCAUUGCCCGAAGUAUCAUCAAGCAGCCCAGGAUCCUCAUCCUAGACGAAGCGACCAGCGCUAUAGAUGUACGCACCGAACGAAUUGUUCAACAAGCCCUGGAUCGCGUCUCGAGGAACCGGACUACAGUCGUGAUCGCCCAUCGUCUCUCCACCAUCAAGCGCGCAGACAAGAUUGUGGUUCUGCGAAAAGGCCAACUCGUCGAAGAGGGUACGCACGAUGAGCUCGUUCGCCUCGAAGCAGGCAUCUACCGUGGCCUUGUGUACGCUCAAGAACUGGCCAUGGAGCCGGAGGGCACCAACGAAAUAUCCGAAGACGCUCAGCUGGAGAGGGUGAACACACUGGAUGCCAAACGCGCCGCUGCACACGAAGCCCAAUCUGAGACAUCUGAAGCAGAUCCCGAGUACAAGGAACGAGGCCUGGUGCUCAGCUUCGGCCGCCUGCUCUACGAACAACGAAGCCAGUGGUUUCUUUACUCCAUCUCAGCCAUCGGGAUCCUCAUGGCCGGAGCUAUCUACCCGCUUCAAGCCUUCAUAUUCGCCAAAGUCAUUGAGGUUUUUACUUUCACUGGCGACCGGCUGGUCAGUCGAGGCAACUUCUGGGCUGGCAUGUUUGGCGUCGAAGCGGCAGCUGUCUUCAUCGCGUACUUUGUCAUUGGCUACGCGCUUCACUACGUCGAGGUCAUCGUGACUGCAAUCUACGGCCAGGAGUACCUGAACAACAUGAUGCGCAAGCGAAUCGCGUGGUUCGACGACCAGGGACACAGCCCUGGGUCGCUCACCUCCCGCCUGAGCUCAGACGUCACGCAACUGCGCCAGCUUAUGACUACGGAGAUGAGCAUUGCGCUGAUUGCAGUCGUCAAUCUCGCGGGCUCGUUGCUCAUUUCCUUCGUCUACGGAUGGAAGCUCACACUCGUGGCGCUAUUCUCCAUUAUGCCGAUAAUUCUGGGUUCUGGCUACAUGCGCAUGCGCCUGGAGAUUCAGUUCGAGAAGAAGAACGCCAAGGUGUUCGAGGAGAGUAGCCAGUUUGCCACCGAGGCUGUUGGCGCCUUCCGGACGGUGCUCAGUCUGAUCAUGGAAGACACGAUUGGCGAUCGAUACCAAAGCUUGUUGGUCAGCCAUGUGAAGCACGCCUUCGGCAACGCGAAGUAUUCGACAAUUGUUUUCGCCGCAAGUGAUAGUCUUGAGUUGGGUUGCAUGGCGUUGGCGUUCUGGUACGGCGGCAAGCUGCUCGCUGAGAGGGAGUAUGAUAUUGUCGACUUCUUCGUCAUCUACACUGCGGUAGUUCAAGGUGCUAUCGCUGCCGGCAUGUGGUUCAGCUUUGCACCGAACAUGGCUCAGGCGACGGGAGCUGCAAACCGGAUUCUGAGCAUGCGCCCUCCAAAAACCAUAGCUGCUCCUACCUAUCCAGCCCUACGCAGUCCCUCUAGUAGCGUUGGGGUUGACUUCGAGAACGUCAGCUUCGCCUACAAGUCGCGCGACAUACAAGUCCUCGCGAACCUCAACCUGCAUGUUGCCCCCGGGCAAUUCGCUGCCUUGGUGGGAGCAUCUGGAUGCGGCAAAUCCACCACCAUCUCCCUCCUGGAGCGCUUCUACGAUGCAACAUCGGGCACGAUCCUGUACAAUGGCCAGGACAUAACGAGCCUCGACCCUGCGCUCUACCGGCAACAUCUCAGUCUCGUGUCGCAAGAACCGACGCUGUACGAAGGCACCAUCAAAGAAAACAUCGCUCUCUCUGUCGACAGCGCCACUGAUGCGGACAUCGAAGCUGCGUGCACCGACGCGCAGAUCCACGAGUUCGUCGUGUCUCUUCCAGAUGGGUACAACACGCGUCUCGGCCCCAAGGGCAUGAGUCUGUCCGGCGGGCAGAAACAGCGUCUCAGCCUUGCAAGGGCGCUCUUGCGCAGGCCCAAGUUGCUCUUGCUCGACGAGGCCACUUCGUCGCUCGACAGCGAGAGCGAGAAGCUGGUGCAAGCUGCAAUUGAAAGGGCGGCUGGCGAGGGAGGCAGGACUAUCAUCGCUGUUGCGCACCGACUCGCGACGAUUCAGAAGGCGGAUGUCAUUUUUGUCAUGGGUAGUGGGAGAGUCCUUGAGCAGGGUAACCAUCAGGAGCUGCUGAAGAAGCGGGGUGUGUAUUGGCAGAUGUGUCAAGCUCAGGCUUUGGAUCGUUGAGCGCAGAUGGAUCGUAACGCAAGUGAGGAGGGACAUAGUCGGACUCAAAGGCUUUGGUAGCUCUAAUCAUCGUGGUGGAAUCACAGUUGGAGCAUUUCCAGGGGCAUAUAGAUGAGCGGAAUUUGCCUCUGAGGGGUUGUAAUAUAGAUAUUUCGAUAUGCUCGGUGCCGUCUCAUUGUUAUCCGGUGCCCUGCGCUCCAUGCGUGUGCCCUGGCGAAUUUUUGCCAGAGUACGGUCGGUCAUCG